CCCCCAUUACCAUUGAUAAAAGUACUACCACCCAGCAUGAGCGAAAAGACCCCCCUCCUCGCCCUUGGUACCAGCCCCUCCUCCUCCACCUCACCGGAAACAAUAAACUACCUCGCCUACGGCUCGAACCUGAACUCCGCGACACUGACCGGCUCCCGGCGAAUCCACCCACUGCAUAUAACCCCCGUACGGGUGCCCAGCCUAACCUUAACAUUCACACUUGCGGGCAUACCAUAUGUCGAGCCCUGCUUCGCGAACGUCCGCCCGCGCCUCCCACCCCCGGCAGAGCAGGAGGAAAGGGAGUUAGUGGGGGUGGUAUACGAAAUCACACGGGCAGACUACGCCCGUCUCCUGGCAACCGAGGGCGCUGGCGCCGGUUAUCAGGAGUUCACGGUCGCCUGCUACCCCCUCGCUACCGGCAACGAGAUAAUAACCGCCCGGACACUGCUCUGUCCGGAGGAGGAUACAACGAGCGCCGGAAAACCGACCCGUGCAGGAGGCCAGCCGACGAAUCGGUACUUGCAGCUGCUCCGCGCGGGAGCACGCGAGCGGGGCUUGCCCCCUUCGUACGUUGGGUACUUGGAUGGGUUGAGGGCCUACAGCAUCACCAGGUUCCGCCAGUCCGUGGGCAGGAUUUUUGUCUUGGUAGUUUGGGGGCCUUUAUUUGUCCUGGUUUUGCUGCUGAAUCACCUCUUUGCGAGGGGCGGGAGGGCGCCCGGCUGGGUUCGUGCCUUCGGGAGGGGGGUUUUGGGCGCGGUUUGGUGGUGCUAUGAUACGGUCUUUGUGAAGGUCUUUGGGGAUGGGGAGUGCACGGAGAGGGAGGAACCUGAUCUUUCGCACGAGUAGAUUGGGUGGGGAAGUGUAGUGGGAGGUGUUGAGGCGUAGGGCUUUUUCUUUAAUAAUACCCGCAAAUUCGAUAGCAUGGGUGUGAUGCUCACUGCCCGUUCUUGAUGAUGCCUGUUAGUCAAUUAGAUUUAAUGGAGUUUAACUAGUCUAAAUGGGAGGGAAACUAAAUUUAUCCUCGUUGGGAAAACCAUCCA
Messenger RNA from Tuber melanosporum (Perigord truffle), 1040 nucleotides. RefSeq lists its product as uncharacterized. NCBI's taxonomy places the organism in Eukaryota, Fungi, Ascomycota, Pezizomycetes, Pezizales, Tuberaceae. The coding region runs from base 37 to 846 and encodes 269 amino acids. Gene Ontology annotation, molecular function: gamma-glutamylcyclotransferase activity. The record is from RefSeq and is a predicted model, not a curated record. The transcript has a single exon.